Elgaria multicarinata webbii is the source of this 1737-nucleotide messenger RNA. It is a transcript of the gene HOXA4, whose product is annotated as homeobox A4. Gene Ontology annotation, biological process: positive regulation of transcription by RNA polymerase II; anterior/posterior pattern specification; embryonic skeletal system morphogenesis. Gene Ontology annotation, cellular component: nucleoplasm; nucleus. The transcript has 2 exons. Bases 44 to 1060 code for a protein of 338 amino acids. The record is from RefSeq and is a predicted model, not a curated record. NCBI's taxonomy places the organism in Eukaryota, Metazoa, Chordata, Lepidosauria, Squamata, Anguidae. Gene Ontology annotation, molecular function: RNA polymerase II cis-regulatory region sequence-specific DNA binding; DNA-binding transcription factor activity, RNA polymerase II-specific.
CGACAACGCGAGAAAAAUUAGUAUUUUUGCACUUCACAAAUUAAUGACCAUGAGUUCGUUUUUGAUAAACUCCAACUACAUCGAGCCCAAAUUCCCUCCUUGCGAGGAAUAUUCGCAGCUCGGCGGCGGCGGCGGGAGCAACUACCACCCCCAUCACCACCCCCAUCCCCCCCAUCACCACCACCAUCCCCAGCAGCAGCAGCAGCAGCACCUGCGCCAGCCGCACCAGGCUCACCCAGGCCAGCCUCUUCCCGAUUACUACCAGCGGCCGAGCAGAGAGCCGGGAUACCAGCCGCCGCCUCCAGCGCCGCCGCCGCCGCCUCCCGAGGCGCUGUACCCCGCGCAGCCAGCCCACUACCCCGAGUCGCCUUAUAGCUACAGCGGCAUCGGCGCCACUCCGGGCCAGGAACAGCCCGCUCCAGGAGCCUCGCCGCCGCCGCCGCCGCCUCCACCAGCCGCCGCCGCCGCCGCAGCAGCGCUCCCGCCUCCUCCGGCUCCUGCUCAGCCUCCUCCCGCGCCCACUCGGAAGGGCCACCACGUCCAGCCCCUGCACCCAGGCCACGUCCCCCACCCUCCGCCCCAGCCGCGCCAUGGCGAAGCGGCGCCGGUGGCCUCGAGCGGCAGCAGCCCCGCUUGCCCCCUUUUGCCCGGCGACAAGAGCCUGCCCGGCCUCAAAGGGAAGGAGCCGGUGGUCUACCCCUGGAUGAAGAAGAUCCACGUGAGCACGGUCAACCCCAAUUACAAUGGAGGGGAGCCCAAAAGGUCUCGAACUGCCUACACAAGACAACAAGUCCUGGAGCUGGAGAAAGAGUUCCAUUUUAACCGCUACCUGACCAGGAGGCGACGCAUAGAGAUCGCGCAUACCCUCUGCCUCUCUGAACGCCAGGUAAAGAUCUGGUUUCAGAACAGAAGGAUGAAGUGGAAGAAAGACCAUAAACUGCCCAACACCAAGAUGCGCUCCUCCAACCCUUCCAGUCUUAAUCAGCAAGCCAAAGCACCAGCACAGCACCAUCAGCCACCACCAAGGGGGAGGACAACGCCAAACUCAGCAGCCCUAUGAUAACCGAACAUACGCAGGGACACCCGCAUUCACACGUACUCACUCGUCUGUUUUUCGUUUGUCAUGGGGACCAAUCAACUGUAUUAAGGGGAAUAAAAGCAGAACAAGAAGUCGUGGCCAAUAUAGGGCACACAUGUUAAAACCAAAAAAUAAAACCCCAACAACCCUGUGCAAAGUGUUUACCUUCUCUAAAUAUGUCUUCAUUCUCACCAUAUCCUUUUUUUAAUUUAUGGAAAUAUCGUCUACCUGCAGCAUUAAAGAGUUGUGGAUGGAUCCUGAACCUAAGAAGGACCCUUUGUAUAUAUGUCUCAAGGCAUCAAAAUGUUUAUAAGUGACUUUGUGAGACAUGUGUGUAACUAUAGGCUUGUGUUGUUUUGUGGAAUGUUCGUGGGUCCUCAGUUACAGAGAGUCAGAAAUAUACCCAUUUUACAUCAUUGAAGUCUUUUGGAAAUUAGGGAAGGGGGACACCCAUUGACCACACACCCCUAGCUCUUACUGAUGAAGAAAAAUGUGUUUUUUAUGUACCAAGAAUAAUUCAGCUUUUUAAAAGUGUAGUCCUUGCUCUAAUUGCAAUACCUUCGUCUCCCAAUUGUUGCGUUCACUUCUCUUCUUUUUUAAAAAGAAAAGUACUCCUAUCACACUGUAAAGGCUGUUUCUGUCGUCAUGCCAUGCCACAA